CAACGUAAUUGCUUUGCUUUAUUACUUUGCAUGUUUUUGGCUAUCUUACCUUUAAAUCAAUCUCACUCUUUCAACUACACCCAAACCCUCUCCAAAAGCCUCCUCUACUUUGAAUCACAACGCUCCGGCCGGUUGCCCCACAAUCAAAGAGUCACCUGGCGCUACCACUCCGCCCUCACCGACGGCCUCGAACAAGGAGUGGACUUGGUGGGAGGGUAUUAUGAUGCAGGUGACAAUGUGAAGUUUGGUUUGCCAAUGGCAUUCACUAUAACAAUGCUCUCUUGGGGAGUUCUUGAGUACGGCGGAGAUAUGGCCGGCGCCGGCGAGUAUGAUCACGCCCUGGAGGCCAUCAAGUGGGGGACGGAUUAUUUCAUCAAAGCUCAUACUCACCCCAAUGAAUUAUGGGUUGAGGUGGGUGAUGGAGACACCGAUCACUACUGUUGGCAGCGGCCGGAGGACAUGACGACGUCAAGGCGAGCGUACAAGGUGGACGAGAAAAACCCUGGAUCGGAUGUGGCGGGGGAGACGGCGGCGGCAAUGGCGGCAGCAUCAAUUGUGUUUAGGAAACUAAACCCACAUUACUCUAACCUACUAUUGCGCCAUGCAAAACAGUUGUUUGAGUUUGGUGACAAGUACAGAGGGAAAUAUGAUAAUAGCAUUGAGAUUGUGAAGGGUUACUAUCCGUCGGUGAGUGGGUUCAUGGAUGAGUUGUUGUGGGCUGCUUUGUGGCUCUACAAGGCCACAGACAUGGAGGUUUAUUUGAAGUAUGUGCUGGAAAAUGGGCAUGGUUUUGGUGGGAUCACUUGGGCCAUUACUGAGUUUAGCUGGGAUGUCAAGUAUGCCGGUAUUCAGAUCAUCGCUUCCAUGUUGAGGGAAGAGAAAUACAAGGAGCACAAGCAUGUACUAGAACAAUACCGUUCAAAAGCAGAGUAUUAUCUUUGUGCAUGCCUCAGCAAGAACAAUGAGACCAAUGUGCGUCGCACCCCAGGGGGUUUAUUGUUCAUCCGCCAAUGGAACAACAUGCAGUAUGUAUCUACGGCGUCGUUUCUGCUCACAGUUUACAGUGAUUAUCUUCAGUCCACAAAUCAGACGCUCAAAUGUGACCGUGGCAGCUUGAACCCACAAGAAAUUUUUGUCUUUGCUAAAUCACAGGUUGAUUACAUCUUGGGUGCUAAUCCAAUGAGUAUAAGUUACUUGGUUGGCUAUGGCUUAAAUUUCCCUCAAAGGGUGCACCACAGAGGAGCCUCUAUUGAAUCAUACAAAGGGAAUAAGGGUUUCAUUGGGUGCACUCAAGGUUAUGAUAAUUGGUUUAAACGGCUUGAUCCUAACCCUAAUGUUGUUGUUGGGGCCCUGGUUGGAGGGCCAGAUGAGAAUGAUCUAUUUAUAGAUCAACGGUCAGAUUUUGCACAGACAGAGGCCUGCACAUAUAAUACGGCAACACUUGCUGGUGUUUUAGCUAGAUUACAUAGAUUAAUCAGUCAUGAUUCACAUAUUAGUCCUUUAAUUGCUUCUAGCUAA
This is a messenger RNA of Pistacia vera, 1518 nucleotides long. RefSeq names its product endoglucanase 11-like. The transcript has 5 exons. The record is from RefSeq and is a predicted model, not a curated record. Lineage: Eukaryota; Viridiplantae; Streptophyta; Magnoliopsida; Sapindales; Anacardiaceae. The annotation marks the transcript as partial. Gene Ontology annotation, molecular function: hydrolase activity, hydrolyzing O-glycosyl compounds. Gene Ontology annotation, biological process: carbohydrate metabolic process.